GCCAAAUGCCGCUAUUUAGGUCUGGCAUCACUGAUUCUGAAACACGCGCAAGCUAAAUAUUUAAGACAUGGAAAAUUGUAGUUAACAAAGGUUUAUAUUAAAAUAUUCUGCUUAAAUAAACCUUACUGAUUUACAAGUAAACCACACUACCUCCAUUGAAAGGAUUUACCAUAUAUAGAGGACAAAACCGACACAAGCUAACAUGGCUGGAGUACUCUUCGAGGACAUUUUCAACGUGAAGGACAUGGAUCCGGAGGGCAAGAAGUUCGACCGUGUGUCCCGCCUGCACUGCGAGUCCGAGUCCUUCAAGAUGGACCUCAUCCUGGACAUCAACUCGUGGCUGUAUCCCAUGGAGCUGGGCGACAAGUUCCGCCUGGUUCUGGCCACCACGCUGCGCGAGGACGGCUGUCCGGACAGCGGCGAGUACAACCCCAUGGAGCACGAGGGCACGCGGGCGGACAGCUUCGAGUACGUGAUGUACGGCAAGAUCUACCGGAUCGAGGGCGACGAGGCGCACAACGAGGCAUCCCGGCUCUCCGCCUACGUGUCCUUCGGCGGCCUGCUGAUGCGACUGCAAGGCGACGCCAACAAUCUCCACGGCUUCGAGGUGGACCAGCACAUGUACCUGCUGAUGAAGCGGCUGGCCUUCUGAGUUUCUUAUCUACUUAUUUCCGUUCGCAAAUUAGACAUAAACAACAAACUUUAUUUACAACGUA
Drosophila gunungcola (fruit fly) is the source of this 716-nucleotide messenger RNA. RefSeq names its product DNA-directed RNA polymerases I, II, and III subunit RPABC3 (gene Rpb8). Lineage: Eukaryota; Metazoa; Arthropoda; Insecta; Diptera; Drosophilidae. Gene Ontology annotation, molecular function: DNA-directed RNA polymerase activity. Gene Ontology annotation, cellular component: RNA polymerase III complex; RNA polymerase I complex; RNA polymerase II, core complex. Gene Ontology annotation, biological process: DNA-templated transcription. The transcript is spliced from 2 exons. The coding region runs from base 203 to 652 and encodes 149 amino acids. The record is from RefSeq and is a predicted model, not a curated record.